Python bivittatus (Burmese python) is the source of this 2231-nucleotide messenger RNA. RefSeq names its product zDHHC palmitoyltransferase 17 (gene ZDHHC17). The record is from RefSeq and is a predicted model, not a curated record. NCBI's taxonomy places the organism in Eukaryota, Metazoa, Chordata, Lepidosauria, Squamata, Pythonidae. Gene Ontology annotation, molecular function: protein binding; palmitoyltransferase activity.
GCAGCAGGCAGUGCGUUCGCACCAAGAUGGCGGCGCCUCUAAAUGAGUACGAGAAAGAAGCAGGCUGCGUUCCUAUUUUGCACUCGGAGGAAAUCAAACCUCAAGCUCACUAUAACCACGGAUAUAAUGAAUCUCUUGGGCGCAAAAGUCACAUUGAUGAUUACAGCACAUGGGAUAUUGUCAAAGCCACACAGUAUGGAAUUUAUGAUCGUUGUUGUGAGUUGGUAGAAGCAGGCUAUGAUGUACGGCAACCUGAUAAAGAAAAUGUUACGCUUCUCCAUUGGGCUGCAAUCAACAACAGAUUAGAUUUAGUGAAGUACUACAUAUCAAAAGGUGCUAUUGUUGACCAGCUAGGAGGUGACCUGAACUCCACACCACUACAUUGGGCAACUAGACAGGGUCAUUUAUCAAUGGUUGUACAGCUUAUGAAAUAUGGUGCAGAUCCAUCAUUAAUUGAUGGAGAAGGAUGUAGUUGUAUUCAUUUAGCAGCCCAGUUUGGACAUACAUCUAUUGUCGCUUACCUAAUAGCCAAGGGACAGGAUGUUGAUAUGAUGGAUCAAAAUGGAAUGACGCCUUUAAUGUGGGCAGCUUAUAGAACACACAGCGUGGAUCCUACUCGAUUGCUGCUUACUUUUAAUGUUUCAGUGAAUCUGGGAGACAAAUAUCAUAAGAAUACAGCACUACACUGGGCAGUUCUAGCAGGAAAUACCACAGUGAUUAGUCUUCUAUUAGAAGCUGGAGCUAAUGUUGAUGCCCAAAAUAUCAAGGGAGAAUCACCACUUGAUUUAGCAAAGCAAAGAAAAAAUGUUUGGAUGAUAAAUCAUCUACAGGAGGCAAGGCAAGCAAAAGGUUAUGACAAUCCAUCUUUUCUCAGGAAGCUGAGGGCUGAUAAGGAAUUCCGUCAGAAGGUGAUGCUAGGAACACCUUUCCUAGUUAUUUGGCUGGUUGGAUUUAUAGCAGAUCUUGAUAUUGAUUCUUGGCUAAUCAAAGGACUAAUGUAUGGUGGUGUUUGGGCUAUGGUUCAGUUUCUUUCCAAAUCAUUCUUUGAUCACUCCAUGCAUAGUGCUCUCCCUCUUGGAAUCUACCUAGCAACAAAAUUCUGGAUGUAUGUGACAUGGUUUUUCUGGUUUUGGAAUGAUCUCAGUUUUCUGUUUAUCCACCUUCCAUUUCUUGCCAAUAGUGUUGCACUUUUCUAUAAUUUUGGAAAAUCCUGGAAAUCAGACCCAGGAAUAAUUAAAGCCACAGAAGAACAAAAGAAAAAGACAAUAGUGGAACUUGCAGAGACAGGAAGCUUGGACCUCAGUAUAUUCUGCAGUACCUGUUUGAUACGGAAACCAGUGAGGUCCAAACAUUGUGGUGUAUGCAAUCGAUGUAUAGCCAAGUUUGAUCACCACUGUCCAUGGGUUGGUAACUGUGUAGGAGCAGGCAAUCAUCGUUAUUUCAUGGGGUAUCUAUUCUUUUUACUCUUCAUGAUUUGCUGGAUGAUUUAUGGAUGUAUCUCUUACUGGGGAAUCCAUUGUCACACCAGUUACACAACAGAUGGUUUUUGGACAUACAUUACCCAAAUUGCCACUUGUUCGCCCUGGAUGUUCUGGAUGUUUUUGAACAGUGUGUUUCAUUUCAUGUGGGUUGCUGUACUACUAAUGUGUCAAAUGUAUCAGAUUUCUUGUUUAGGUAUUACUACAAAUGAAAGAAUGAAUGCCAGACGAUAUAAGCACUUUAAAGUUACAACAACAUCUAUUGAAAGUCCAUUUAACCAUGGAUGUAUAAGAAAUAUUAUAGACUUCUUUGAAUUCAGAUGCUGCGGUCUUUUUCGUCCUGUUAUUGUGGACUGGACACGACAGUAUACAAUAGAAUAUGACCAAACAUCUGGAACUGGCUACCAGCUGGUGUAACACCCACUUCCAAUCUGUGAGCGUAUCAUAUCUGAGUGGUGCCUGGAAGUUUGUUUCUUUUGAAUCCACGUCCCUUGAACAGUAGCAUGUUAUGAAUAGAGCUAACAGUGAAUCUAAUGGCACCUUCUUUGCAUCUGUUUUAUUAACAGAAGUUUAAAAAAGGACAGAAUAAAGUGACAAUCCUGACAAUGAGGAAGAAGAAGGGAAUUUUAACUGUUCUUAACUACAGGAAUAACUCAGAAAGACAUAUUCACGCAAUUAUUUUUUAUUUUCACAAUGAAGCAUGAAUUGUUAAAAGUGCAAACAGAAUAAAAUCAUGCUGUGCUGAAGAUUCAA